CUGAUAGUGAAUUUUGAUUCGUCUGAAAUGGGUUUAAAUAAGGUCUCACAAGUCAAAAAAAAAAAAGCGCAUAAAUAUUCUCUUUUUUCUUCUUCAUCGAUGAACAAACUAAAGUCUACGUUCUCGUUACGCCAUAAAGAUAAUGAAAGACGGUCGCAAGUAUUUAUGAAGAGAUUGUCAACACAGAGAGAUCAUCUGGAAACACCGCAAGUGAGUUUGCAAGAUUUAUCAAGCAUUGAGCAUGAUACAUAUCUUGGUUGGUGGAGAGAUUUGGAUCCUUUUGGCAUAGGGAAAGCUGAUAACAAGGCUAUUUUCAAUUUCGUAUCAGGUUCCAGUCUGCCUGACCAUAUCUUGGAGGGCAUUCUUGCACUAUUUCAAGAUGAGAAGGAUGGUUUAAAUCGUCAACAGUUUUUUGCAAUGUUACGGCUCGUUGCUCAUGCACAACUUGGCAGAAAAGUAAGCAAGGAAAACGUUUUUCUAGCAGCACCUUUGCCAAGAUUCCAAAACCAAGCAAUUGAUGCUUUAAUCAAUUCAACGUCACAAACAGCAGAUAUGCCCAGUUGGAUGAUUUCUUUACCUAAUAAGAGAGUGGCCCAACCUGCACAAGUGACUCAAUCUACACAAUUACCACCUACAAAAGCAAUAUACCCAGGUCAUUCUAGAUCUAAAUCUGUCCCUUCUGCCAAUAUGCUGGGUCCUCCAGCGGAUUCAUCACGCACACGUCACAGCGGACGUGCUUCAUUAAACCAAGAUAGCCUAGAAAAAAUUAUGAGUACUGGUAGCUCGCUUUUAUUGACAAAGGAGUUUAAGCCAAAGUUUCUGGAGGAAGAAAAUAAGAACCCAUUUGAAUCGACUGAUUCCUUAGUAUCUACACCACGUCAACAACAUACAACGUUACCUAAUACAAGCCCAAACACAGACCAUAUACCACCUCCACCUGUACCACCUCAAUCUACCAAGCCCGCAUUUCCUAAAUAUGCUCGUCGUAUUGUGAUUUAGAUAUACAUGUAAUCAUUUCUUUUUUUUUUAUCUGUAAUAAAUAGCUUCUGAAUGGCGAUCAGAAUUAAAUUAAAAUAAGUGCUUUUAGUCUAAUUCUGUGUCAAUGUACCUAUUCCAGAA
Mucor mucedo is the source of this 1119-nucleotide messenger RNA. RefSeq lists its product as uncharacterized. The record is from RefSeq and is a predicted model, not a curated record. The transcript is spliced from 2 exons. The coding region runs from base 28 to 999 and encodes 323 amino acids. Lineage: Eukaryota; Fungi; Mucoromycota; Mucoromycetes; Mucorales; Mucoraceae.